Messenger RNA from Aspergillus ibericus CBS 121593, 3359 nucleotides. RefSeq names its product exo-beta-1,3-glucanase Exg0 (gene exgO). The transcript is spliced from 2 exons. The record is from RefSeq and is a predicted model, not a curated record. The coding region runs from base 303 to 3107 and encodes 934 amino acids. Lineage: Eukaryota; Fungi; Ascomycota; Eurotiomycetes; Eurotiales; Aspergillaceae.
CUAUUCAGUCCUUUGCGACGGAUUCAUUCGCUCCGAUUCAUUCCUUAUUCUUCCCCUCUUGCCUGUCAUUCUUGUGCCUUCCUGAGUAGGUAGGUAUUUAUCCAGCCCGGCGUCUGACCCUGUCGUGUGACGGCCAUCUUCUGGUUCUCAACCCAUCGGCUGGCUGGACAUCACCCGAUCUGGAUACCUUCAGUACUGGUUGCUGAAGUGUCGGUCGCUCGAUUGCAUUCCUCUUUCACAUAUAACUGCCCUUCCUCGCGCCUGGGUUCUCUGCCGGUUCAGUGAACAUCGCGGUCUUGACGAUGGCAUCUCUUCACACCUCCAUCAUGUUGUUCGUGGCCCACGUCUUCCUGCUACUGGGGCUGGCCAAUGCGGUCCCCAUGCCCGGUUCCCUUGAUGUGACCUCGCAUGUCGUGGCGCGCUCCUCGGACUACUGGGUCGCCGAUAUCAAGCGUCAGGGGUCCGUGCCCUUCGGCAACAACACCAGCUAUCAGAUCUACCGGAACGUCAAGGACUUUGGUGCCACAGGUGACGGUUCUACCGACGACACUAAUGCCAUCAAUGAGGCCAUCUCCUCUGGUAACCGGUGCGGUCAGGGAUGCGACUCGUCCACCACCACCCCGGCCCUGGUGUACUUCCCUCCGGGUACCUACGUGGUGUCUAAGCCCAUUGUCCAGUACUACUACACGCAGAUGGUUGGUGAUGCCAAUGAUCUCCCUGUGCUCAAGGCCGCUGCUAGCUUCACCGGCAUGGCCGUCAUCGAUGCCGAUCCUUACACCAGUACCGGGGCCAAUUGGUACACGAACCAGAACAACUUCUUCCGCGCGGUUCGCAACUUUGUCAUCGACUUGACUGCUAUGCCCUCGUCGUCCGGUGCUGGUAUUCACUGGCAGGUCGGCCAGGCCACUAGCCUGCAGAACAUCCGUUUCGAGAUGAUCAAGGGCGGUAGUAACAACAAACAGCAGGGUAUCUUCAUGGACAACGGCUCCGGUGGUUUUAUGUCUGACCUCACUUUCAACGGCGGCAACUACGGUGCCUUCCUGGGCAACCAGCAGUUCACCACGCGUAACUUGACCUUCAACGACUGCAACACCGCCAUCUACAUGAACUGGAACUGGGCCUGGACCUUCAAGUCGGUCACCAUCAACAACUGUAAGGUCGGCUUGAACAUGUCCGCCGUGCCUUCCAACCAGACGGUCGGCUCCGUUCUCAUGCUGGACAGCACCUUCACCAGCACCCCCACGGGUAUCGUGACUGCCUUCAGCAGCGAUAGCAUUCCCACUGGUGGCGGUGCUCUGGUUCUGGACAAUGUUGACUUCUCCGGUUCGACUGUGGCCAUUGCCGGUGUCAACGGCAACACCAUCCUGGCUGGCGGCUCGGUUGUCGACAACUACGUGCAGGGCAAUGUGUACACCCCGUCCAGCACCGUCAACAAGCGUUCUCCGGCUGCCGAUGUCCAGGUGGUCACUCAAACUGUCGUGGAGACCAUCCUUGCUUGCCCUGCGGAGUACGGUACCGAAUCCGCUGCUGGUGCGGCUUCCACGACCAUCCAGGCCGGUGCCGAAAGCACUGGCACUACUGGUCGUGUCCUGCCCUUGCCCUCGAUGUCCAUCGAAUACCCAUCUGCUGGCAGCUACAGCUGGGCCGGUUUUGACAGCACAACCGCCGGUGGAAGCCAGGCUACCAACGCCGCCUCAAUCCCCGCCGCCGGAACCUCCGCCGGAACUGGGGCCACUGGAGCUUCCGUUGUGGCCCAGGGAUCUGGCUCUGCGUCCUAUGGCGCGAGCGUGCAGGCUUCAUCCAGCGCCUCGGCUUCUGGUACUUACUUUGGCACCGCCAGCAACACGACUGGCCAGUGCACGACCAAGACCGUGACCAAGACCCGCCUUGAAACCACCAUUGCCUCCCAGGCCAUGGCCAGCUCGCUGCUGACCAGCAGCGGUAGCCUCUUCGAGAAGUCCCGGCCUUUGUACGAGUCCUACUCGUCCUCGUCCUUCGUCAGCGUCAAGUCUGCCGGUGCCAAGGGUGACGGUAGCACUGACGACACGGCUGCCAUCCAGAAGGUUCUGGACGACGCAACCACCGACCAGAUCGUUUACUUUGACCAUGGCGCUUACAUCAUCACCGACACCAUCAAGGUGCCCAAGGACAUUAAGAUCACCGGUGAGGUGUGGCCCAUGCUCAUGGCAUACGGCGACAAGUUUUCGGAUGCGACGAACCCGAUCCCCAUGCUUCAGGUUGGUGAGGUGGGCGACACUGGCUCCGUCGAGAUCAGCGACCUGAUCCUCGAGACCAAGGGCCCCGCCCCCGGUGCCAUUCUGAUGCAGUGGAACGUCCAGGCCACCUCUCAAGGGUCUGCUGGUAUGUGGGACACCCACGCCCGCAUCGGCGGCUCCGCGGGUACCGAGCUGCAGAGCGACAAGUGUACCAAGACCCCCAAGCAGACCACUACCCCCAACACCGAGUGCAUUGGCGCCUUCCUGCUCUUCCAGGCCACCGAGAAGGCUAGCGUCUACCUGGAGAACACGUGGUUCUGGACCGCUGAUCACGAUCUCGACAUGUCGGACCACAACCAGAUCAACAUCUACAACGGCCGCGGUGUGCUGAUCGAGAGUCAGGGCCCUGUCUGGCUGUAUGGUACCGCCUCGGAGCACAACCAGCUCUACAACUACCAGGUGUCGAACGCCAAGGGCGUCUUCAUGGGUCUGAUCCAGACCGAGACGCCCUACUACCAGGCCAACCCCAACGCGCUCACUCCUUUCACCCCGCAGACCGCCUGGAACGACCCCGACUUCUCGUACUGUACGACUGACUCGUGCCGCAAGGCCUGGGGUCUCCGUGUCCUCAACAGCACCGAGACCUACGUCUACGGCGCUGGUCUGUACAGCUUCUUCGACAACUACUCGCAGACCUGCCUGGACACGGAAUCGUGCCAGGAGAACAUUGUCGAGGUGGACUGCUCGGACGUGCACAUCUACGGUCUGAGCACGAAGGCCAGUACGAACAUGAUCACCUCGUCCAGCGGGGACUCGAUCGUGCCGCAGGAGGGUAAUGAGAGCUCGUACUGCUCGACGAUUGCGCUGUUUGAGCAAUCAUCGUCUAUUUGAUUAUUUUGGACGUGAGUAGAGAUUCAUCCUGUGACUACAGGAUGAAGGUUGGCAAUGCAUGUGGAUACCACUUUGUUACUUGAUCAUUCAUCCAUUCAUUUAUUCAAUUUUGUUUUAUACAUACCCAGCUUCGUACAGAGCAGCCAAAAGUUCCUGCUUGAAUCCUGCCCCUACACCCUGUAAGGCCGAUAUAGUAUCCUACCGCGUGUUCCUAAUUCUUACCAAACGAUUGAACCAUUUGAAUUGAAUCAC